UUUAGUUGACUUUCAGACGGGCUUUCAAAUGCAACUAUUACACGGCUUGUUUUCUAUGCUACCGCUGCUGCUGUUUUUGCUGCUGGCCACUUCCGUUGUGGAUGUGAAUGCGGCCAGUUUACAGGAUGCCGAAUGUGGCAGCCUAAACGAGGAGCAGCUGCUGAGACAAACUGACUUUGCGGUGCCCACCGAGCAUCAAUGGCUGGCGCGCAUCACUUACGAGAAUGGACACGAGGAGAAGCUGCCCAAUGACGGCUGCCUGGGUGUGCUCAUCUCGAAGCGCAAUGUGCUCGCUCCUGCCCACUGUUUUGUGCAGUACGAUGGCCAGGCGGAUGCCUAUUCGGUGCAGUUGGGUGUGUGGAACAAGAGCUCGAAUGCGCACGAAGUGGUCUGCGACAAGGAUGGCUAUUGUGUGCUGCCCGCCCAGGAUAUACAGCUCAGCGAGAUUGCCAUACAUCCCGAGUACGAUCCGCUAACAUUGAAGAACAGUUUGGCUGUGCUGCGAUUGCAACGUGAUGCCAAAUUUUCGCACAAUGUGAUGCCCAUUUGCAUGCCACCGCUGAGUUUGACGAAUGAGACAUUGGUCGGAGAAAUGUUUGUGGUUGCUGGGCUGCCCAUUAAGGACAUGUUCAAGCAUAAGACCUGGGUGAAUACCAUCAGUCGUCCGUAUUGCCAGAAGACGCACAAUUCAUUGAUUACCAGUAGCACAACCAUUUGUGGCUAUCAGGAUCGCAUGAAAACCUAUUACCAAGGAGCGCCUUUGGUGGGCAUUCAAGUGCAAUCGGAUGUGCCGCAGAAUUUCUACUUGGUUGGACUGUUGAUGGACUCGAAGGAAGUGGCGAAAAAGGAAAGAAUUGUCUCCAGUUUCUUGGAUAUCCGUCCGUACUUGAGUUUCAUCAACCGCAAUGCUGAGGGCUUAAUUGUGAAAAGUUAAGGAUGAAGCUGAGUGUUUGGGGCGCUGUUGAAUAAAACAGCAACAACAGCUGCCAACAGGUCGGUUGUGUGUUAAUUAUUCAGUCAUCACACUUGGGGCUUGAAUUUACUUUAGUUUAAGUUAACUUGAAUUGUAAUUUUUUUGCUUCUGUAUUUUGUUCGUGCUCAUGCAAAAUGCAAAUUGUUUAUAUGCUAUUAAUAGCUAAUGUGAGAAAUAUGGAAAAUACCAGCUGUUCUUUUUUCUCCAACA
This is a messenger RNA of Drosophila nasuta, 1183 nucleotides long. RefSeq names its product phenoloxidase-activating factor 3. The coding region runs from base 29 to 934 and encodes 301 amino acids. Gene Ontology annotation, biological process: proteolysis. NCBI's taxonomy places the organism in Eukaryota, Metazoa, Arthropoda, Insecta, Diptera, Drosophilidae. Gene Ontology annotation, molecular function: serine-type endopeptidase activity. The transcript is spliced from 2 exons. The record is from RefSeq and is a predicted model, not a curated record.